Molecule: messenger RNA, 4827 nt
Organism: Macrosteles quadrilineatus (aster leafhopper)
Lineage: Eukaryota; Metazoa; Arthropoda; Insecta; Hemiptera; Cicadellidae
Gene: lili
Product: protein Lilipod
Exons: 13
Coding region: 473-2005 (510 amino acids)
Biological process (GO): signal transduction
Molecular function (GO): transmembrane signaling receptor activity
Source: RefSeq, a predicted model, not a curated record
AUGAGACCUAAAUUAUUUUAUUUUUGUUUUUCAUUUUAGUUCGCGAACUGGAGUAGUGGUGAAUUCAAAUUAUUUUUUUUAGUUAAUUUUAUCUUAUAUUUUUAAACAUAUCAACCUUUUAAUUAAUUAUCCAAAACUAAUUUGUUAUGGCACAGACUGAUGUAAACGUAACCUAGGUAACAUAGCCUAACUCAUUGAGGUUUUGUGGUUGGACUAAGAUAGGGUAAAAUGUUUGUUCUGAAUGUAUGAAACAUACAUUCAUGAUAUGUGUAAACUCAUGUUUAGUGUAGGGAGUGAAUUAAUUUCCUAUCAGAUCCAACAGAAGGUUGGCCAAAAUUGUGUUUGGGCAUUAUAAUGGACAUUUUGUAUCUGUGAUAAACAUGAGUUCAUAUUUUGUGAUCUUACUAUAUCUACUUGGUGACAUGACUUUUUUAGUGGUGAAAUAUAAUAUUGAAGUUGAACAAAGGUAAUCAUGGAAGAAGAAGAUCUAGAACCUGACUUAAGGGAGCAGAUGUUCCACAACACUGUUAGAGAGUACAUUAUAUUCCUGCUGUUGUUCAUUGCUCUCUACGCCUUAAGCUACUUUAUAAUUAACAAAUUCAGGGAAAAACAUCAUGAUGAUUUCUUUCCUAUUGAUGAAGAUGACUAUACUGUUCAUAGGAUAAGUUUGUGGCUUGCAACAUUCUCCUUCUCUAUAUGUUUGUGUGCAACUAUGCUCUUGCCUUUCUCCAUAGCCAGUAAUGAGGUUCUGCUGCACUAUCCAACCAGCUACUAUGUUAAGUGGCUCAAUCAUUCCCUUGUACAAGGUUUGUGGAACCUUGUCUUUUUAUUUUCCAAUGUCUCGCUCUUCAUUCUUCUGCCUUUCGCCUACCUCUUUACUGAAUCUGAAGGGUUCACAGGCAACAGAAGGGGUGUGGUGUCAAGGUUGUAUGAAACUUGUGCAGUUCUCUCUCUGUUGAUGGCAAUAGUCCUGGGACUCACCUAUGUUGUGGCCUCACUCAUUGACAAAGACAAUGCUGACAUCCAAACUUUUUUCAAUCUUGGCAGCUACUAUCUUCCGUUUCUGUACUCGUGCAUAUCGUUCUUUGGAGUACUCAUGCUAUUAUUGUGCACUCCCCUGGGUCUGGCAAGGCUGUUUAGUGUUGUUUCUAAUCUUCUUGUUAAACCGCAAUUUCUCAGAGAUCUUCACGAGGAGUUCUACAUUGCAAGCUUGGAGGAAAAUGUCUACAAAACAAGGUUGGAGACAGCUAAAAAGACUGGAAAUUACUUGAGUCCCGUACCAAUGAAUUCUAAGUCCCCAGAAAAAGUGUUGCGGCUAAUCAAUGGUGCUUUGUUGGUAGGGUUAACUGAGAAAGUAGAAGAACUUACUCACCAAAGGAAAAAACUUGACAUGCAGCGCCACACGUGGGUACUUCAGCGUAACGUGGUAUACCCUGUGUGUAUGUUGUGUUUGCUGUGUCUCACUGCUAUCACUGUGCUAAUGGUUUGGCAAAAUGCAGUGGAGCUGCUGAUAGGCAUCAAGGCUCUUCCCAUCAGCACCAGGCAAUUCACUCUUGGCCUGACAUCUUUGUCCAAGCUGGGACCAGUAGGGGCUGUGUUGGAGGUAGUUCUGAUCCUCUACCUAGCUGCCACCUCAGUUGUGGGACUGUACUCUCUCCCUCUACUGCGAAGACUUACCCCCUGUCAGAACAACACCCCCUUCUACCAUCUACUGGCCAACUGUAUCUUGCUGCUUGUACUCAGCUCAGCUCUGCCCCUCCUGGCGCGAACUCUUGGUAUAACCAACUUUGAUCUGAUGGGGGAGUACGGACAGAUAGAGUGGCUCGGCAACUUCAAGAUCGUCUUGUUGUACAACAUUGUGUUUGCUGCAGCGUCAACACUUUGUCUGUCCAACCAGUGUACACUAGCAGUUCGCCGUGAACUUUAUAACAGGUUUCACAGCUUGGUAUCAUUUGGGAAUGUAGACCGCAACCGAGCCCAGGCAUAUACACCCAAACAAGACUGAUUUUUUUAAGGCUAGAAGCAGAUCCAAAGGGUAUGUUAGUAAGUCUGCAUUGUUUGUAUUAUAAACUGUAAUUGUGUAUUGUGCAACACUGUGAUGCUUGUAAAAAUAGUUUUAAGUUUAAUUUUAUUCCCAACCCCUUGAUUUUGUGUAAAAGAUGUGUUAUCAUUUUAAUUACCAAAUAUUUAUUGAUUAGGUAAUCACUGUAAGGCUUUAAUUAAUUUAGGUCCAGGAAGUAAUUUAUUAUCAACUGAUUAGCACGUGAAAUAACCUAUUGAAUCACACAUCUAUUGUAUAGUAAUAUAUCAAAGCACAAGAUUAGUAAUAUCAACUUAAAAUUUCCUACAAUCCAAAACAGACUUUUUCAAAGACUGAAUACUUUUAUAUAACUAAAGGUAGCAUGAAAUACGGUCCAUUUAAAAUGGAUUUUGCAUUAUUUUAAUGAGUGAUCAGUAAUCUAUUUAAUUUUUUUAUGCAUGUAUCAAAUACAUCAAAGCAAUUUCAGUAGUUUUUUUUUUUGUAUUCUAAAGUUUUUAACAGCUUUUAUUGUUACACAUGAAUAAAAUCAUGAAUUUAUGUUAUAUCAACAUUGAAUCUGUGAUAGUAAAAUACAAUAAAGUAAAAACAAUCCUCCAAAAACCUACUUUAUGUAUGUCAAACCUAACCAUAGUCUGUACGGUCAAAACUGUCUCCUGCUCCUCAGUCUACGUGGGACUGGCCCAGGCCUUAAACCCGAUAGCUGCUCCUCGGCUGUUCUACUAAUUAGUCACCUUUUAGCUUUCCCACUAGCUUCAGUAACUUUUUUACCUAAGUCAUAACUUCCAAAUUUGUAUACAAAAUUUUAGAAGUAUAUAAAAUAAGAUCAUUGAUUGAUUUACAAGGGCGAAUUUGAUUGAGAAUCUAAUAUUUUUAUGUACUUCUCAAAUUAUUGAUAAAAUUUGUUGUAGUUAUGACUUGUGUAAAAAAGUUACCGAAACUAUUGGAAAAGCUAAAAGGUGACUAAUUAGGGCGAUUGGUGCAGAUAUCGGGUUUAUGGCCCGGACCAAAGGGUCAGGAGACAGCUUUCACCGUACAGACUAUAGUUUUAAAAUAAUCCUAAAGAGGUAAAAAUUUACGUGUAUCAAAGGGGAAAGUUUUAAAUGUUAUAAUAAAUUAAAACCUAGUUUGUGUUUGUUUGAUUAUGUGAAUAAUAUUUGUAAAUGAAUUAUAAUUACUGUAGCACAGUUGGUUUUUAUUUAUCUCUCCAAGAGGGCAUUAUUUUAACUAUUACUGUUCUGUAACAGAGAAAAUUUAAUGUCACAUGAAUAAAGUGCAGUUUUAAGGUUUUAGUUACAUAAUGAUAGAUAUUUUUGUACAUUUUAGUUUAGUUAAAGUUCAGUUUAACUGAUUUUAAUAAAAACUUCAGAUCACCUCUCAUUUAGUGUUUUAACAAUUGUGAUCAGUGUUUAGAAUAAUCAAGGUUUUUAUUUUAUCAUUUUAAUCUCAAAUGGAUCAUUUGAUUUGAACUCAACAGUUGGAUCAUUAGCACAUUUAAUGUUUUGUUGUACAAAGAUACGUAAGUUUAAUUUAUUGUUUAAACUUGUGAAUAUUAGUGAAAUUGUUUUAGAGUUAAAAGCCUAUCACGGCUAUUUCUGUCUAGUCUAGUUUAGGUUUCUGUUCCACUUUUGUAUGUUAUUGAUAGUUUUAAUUUCAUGGCUCAUAGAAAUAUCUUUAAUAUGCUCAGCAAAAUAUAUUACAUUUUGAAUGUAUGUUGGUAUAUGUGUAGUUGACUUUGAACUGUCAAAGUUACCAUGAACUUAUGUUAACUUUUUGCAUUCGUUUCCCAAAACUAGUUUUACGUGGUUUGAGUUGGUUUUAUCAUAAACUAUCCUUGUAUUUAGUUAAUAUGGUUAGAUGAAAACAGCAAAUUAAUGCAUGUAGAACAUGAUUUAAUGAUUACUAUUUGAUUUGUGUAUGCAGAGGUGCUGACAAUUCUGGGACCAGAUUAAUAUUUUUUAUUUUGUUAAAAAAGUUCAGCAGUUUUAAUUCAGUAUGGUCAUGGUGCUAAAUAAACCUAUUCCCAGAAUGAUUACUGACACUUUCAAAUGUACAGCAACAAACAUACAGGUCAAUGCAAAACGUUCCUCAAAGAUUCAGCAUGAUUUAUAUCAAAGGCUGGUAUGUACAACAUUUAAAGGACUGAUCCUGCAAGCUGCACUCAAACAGUUGCUACAUUACUACAGUCAUUAAAUGUCAUCAGUCUGUAACAUUUAUUAUUAAUUUAAUAUUAAGUUAUUCCUUAAUUUUCUCAAUUUUUAACAUUUACUACUGUUUUAUUAUUUUUAUUUACACACAUUAUUUCAGAGACAAGUUAUGUUAAAAAUGGAGUCGACUAAAGAUUAACUUACUUUUUUAUCUAAUUUCAUAAUUCCGUCAGAUUUUUUCAGCCUAAUCGUAUGGCUUAUUCAUAAAUUCUUUGCCAAAAUCCAUUUUGUAUUCAAUUGUCUAUUUUAAGAGUGGUUUCCCGCUUUAUUACGAGCUUGCACAGACCUAAAAGUGAUGUACACAUCAACCAGUGGAAAGAUAAUUGGUAAAAACACAAGUCUGUUCCUAACAUAUCAGCACCUCUUUGUUGUUAGUAUCUCUCUUGUUACAAAAAAUAAAUAUAUUUAUUUAUUUAUACAUUCUAGUAACUAUAGAUACUUACAAGGCAUGUUUUUUAAGUAAGUUCCGUUUUUAAAAAAUUUCUCCGUUCCAGUGCUGCGAUUGGCAUUUUGGACAUUUGAGCUAUGUAUGUGUAUCUUUUGGCAAGUCUGCACCGGAAAUUCGGCAAAAAUCGGCCGUGU